Molecule: messenger RNA, 2151 nt
Organism: Lampris incognitus (smalleye Pacific opah)
Lineage: Eukaryota; Metazoa; Chordata; Actinopteri; Lampriformes; Lampridae
Product: elongation factor 1-alpha
Exons: 8
Coding region: 218-1606 (462 amino acids)
Biological process (GO): translational elongation; translation
Molecular function (GO): GTPase activity; GTP binding; translation elongation factor activity
Source: RefSeq, a predicted model, not a curated record
UAGUGAUGUGGUCCGAAUAUCCAAUUGCAUUGGUGGGGUUAUACCAUUCCAGCCAAUGGCACCCCUAUUUCAGUCUGACAGCAGACAUGUAGAAUGCGUAGCCCUCCCUCCUCUCUCCUCAGCUCGCUAUAAAAACUCAUGACUGGUCAUAUUCUGUCCUUUUUGCCCGGUGUAAAACAGUGGACAUCCGUUAGCUGCCUUGGCACAGUGACUAAAAAUGGGGAAAGAAAAGACCCACAUUAACAUCGUGGUAAUUGGCCAUGUCGACUCCGGCAAGUCCACCACCACCGGCCACUUGAUCUACAAGUGCGGAGGCAUCGACAAGAGAACCAUCGAGAAGUUUGAGAAGGAAGCCGCUGAGAUGGGCAAGGGCUCCUUCAAGUAUGCCUGGGUGCUGGACAAGCUGAAGGCCGAGCGUGAGCGUGGUAUCACCAUUGACAUCGCUCUGUGGAAGUUUGAGACCAGCAAGUACUACGUCACCAUCAUCGACGCCCCCGGGCACAGGGACUUCAUCAAGAACAUGAUCACUGGUACCUCUCAGGCUGACUGCGCUGUACUGAUUGUCGCUGGUGGCGUGGGUGAGUUUGAGGCCGGUAUCUCCAAGAACGGCCAGACCCGCGAGCACGCCCUGUUGGCUUUCACCCUGGGUGUGAAGCAGCUCAUCGUUGGCGUCAACAAGAUGGACUCCACCGAGCCCCCAUACAGCCAGAAGCGUUUUGAGGAGAUCACCAAGGAAGUGAGCGCCUACAUCAAGAAGAUUGGCUACAACCCCGCCACCGUGGCCUUUGUGCCCAUCUCUGGCUGGCACGGUGACAACAUGCUGGAGCCCAGCACCAAUAUGUCCUGGUUCAAGGGAUGGAAGAUUGAGCGUAAGGAGGGUGGUGCCAAUGGUGUGACCCUCCUGGAGGCCCUGGACUCCAUCAUGCCCCCUUCCCGCCCCACCGACAAGCCCCUGCGUCUGCCCCUGCAGGACGUCUACAAGAUUGGCGGUAUUGGAACUGUGCCCGUGGGUCGUGUGGAGACUGGUAUCCUGAAGCCCGGUAUGGUCGUGACCUUUGCCCCUGCUAACGUGACCACUGAGGUCAAGUCCGUGGAGAUGCACCACGAGUCCCUGACUGAGGCCGCCCCCGGAGACAACGUUGGCUUCAACGUCAAGAACGUGUCCGUCAAGGAAAUCCGUCGUGGAAACGUGGCUGGUGACAGCAAGAACGACCCACCCAUGCAGGCUGAGAACUUCACCGCCCAGGUCAUUAUCCUGAACCACCCUGGCCAGAUUUCCCAGGGCUAUGCCCCUGUGCUGGACUGCCACACCGCUCACAUCGCCUGCAAGUUCAGCGAGCUCAAGGAGAAAAUCGACCGUCGUUCCGGCAAGAAGCUUGAGGACAACCCUAAGAGCCUCAAGUCCGGAGACGCCGCCAUCAUCACCAUGGUGCCAGGAAAGCCCAUGUGUGUUGAGAGCUUCUCCCAGUAUCCUCCUCUGGGUCGCUUCGCCGUGCGUGACAUGAGGCAGACGGUGGCCGUCGGCGUCAUCAAGGCCGUUGAGAAGAAGGCCGCCGGCGGUGGCAAGGUGACCAAGUCCGCGCAGAAGGCCGCCAAGGCCAAAUGAAUUCUCGUGCAGGACGUCCCUCCACAAGAUGCGUCUCCACUUCAUGGAGCCGUCCCACGAGUUCCUCCGACCUCCCCCGACCCCGCACCGUCCUCUCUGAGGCACAGCUAUCUACUUAAGGACUGGCUAAUGCUGAUAAAAACCCACCGCAAAAGUUUCCGUAGGAAAACAAGGCUCACACCCCCACAUUAGUCUGCUUUAGGGAAAAUUACUAUGAUUAUGUUGACAACAAAAGAAUAAACUUCUUGAAAUAUUCAUUGCCAGAUGAGAACCUUUGUUGUCCUGUGUUUUCUUAAUUUCAGCAGAUUCAAGUGAGCGUACAUGACUCCUGUACUAAACUUCCAUGUGUAUGUUCUCCCUCCGAUGUGCAAAACAAAGAGUCUCACUAAUGUGAAGGUCUGUUACGUGUUUACCACUGCUGAAUACCAUUUGCUGUUUGUAAUCUAAAACGAACUCACUGCAAGGUUGAGCAAUCAUCAUGGACAGGGAAGUGCAUUCAGAAAACCUCAUAACGAUUACUAAAUAAAACAUAAUUGAAGUCUAAA